Talaromyces rugulosus is the source of this 846-nucleotide messenger RNA. RefSeq lists its product as uncharacterized. The record is from RefSeq and is a predicted model, not a curated record. Lineage: Eukaryota; Fungi; Ascomycota; Eurotiomycetes; Eurotiales; Trichocomaceae. Bases 1 to 846 code for a protein of 281 amino acids. Gene Ontology annotation, molecular function: protein kinase activity; ATP binding. The transcript has a single exon. Gene Ontology annotation, biological process: protein phosphorylation.
AUGAUCAAACCGGAACAGAGAUUCUUCUCCGAGGGCCAGUGCUACUUUGGCACCAGAGAAAACCCCAAGACCGAAACCCACUGUAAUGUCUGGGACUGGGAUCAACUGCGCAUGAUCAAGGUCAAAGGCACAGCCAAGCUCUUUCCACCAGAAGAGGACGUCGAGAUUCCAGUUCUGACACAAUUUGUUGAUUCCCUCUCACCAGAGGUCCGCGCGGUGACAGUUGACGACGAUGGGCUCCUUACUGGAAUCUCUACAGAUCCGGAAGAGGACGAUACCGUGUUUAUCGGAUAUCUGCCCUUUUCAAGUGUUGAAUCACUCGCCGGUUGCCGUGUAAUCCAGCACUCCAAACUUCAAGAGCUGGAUCGCCUUGGGCCAGGUGUGGACCUCUCGUCAUAUGAUGAUGAUGAAUCCGGAAAGCCUCAAAAGGUUGUCUUCAAAUUUAACGCCAUGGCAAAACCGCGAAGACUGAAGAUGGCCUGGGAUGAACUGAAAGUUUACAAAAGCCUGCCACCGCAUCCCAAUAUCCUACCACUUGAUCGCGUUGUGCUUGAAGAUGUCGAGUCUCGCGUGAUUGGAUUCACAACAAAGUUUAUUGCUGGUGGAACGCUUGUCGACAAUCUCGAGGCCCCCUUACGGUUCGAGUGGCUACAGCAGCUUAUACAAGUCGUCGAUUUUCUCAACCUGGAACUGGGGAUUAUGCAUCAAGACAUUGCACCCCGGAAUCUGUUCAUUGACCCUGACACUGAAAAGCUGCUGCUUUUUGACUUUGACUGGGCUGCAUCUGGGGAAAAGGGCUUGAUGGAGGGACGAGAUGACGUGACUGCUGUUGUUUUCACGCUGUAA